AUGGCUAUCUCAGGCAAAAUCACCACCACCACCAAUCCAUCUCCAACUCUCCAUCCUCCUUACUUACAGAUGAUAAGCGAAGCAAUAUCGUCAUUGAAGGAUCGCACAGGUUCAAGCCAGCCAGCGAUCGCGAAAUUCAUGGAAGAAAAGUACAGCUCUCUACUUCCCCCAAAUUUCAAGAAAAUGUUGUCGAUUCAAUUGAAGAAGUUUGUGAAAUCGGAGAAACUUGUCAAAAUCAAAAACUCGUAUGAGGUGUCUGCAUCCGAGAACGUGAAAUUGGUUGCUACUGCUGCUGCUGCUUCUAUCAAAGAAUUCGAGAAACCAGACAAAGCAAUUGUGAAGAACAGAGAGAAGACGAAGAGGCUAAGCCAAGUCAAAACUCCAGAGGCUCUGAAGAAGAAGAAGAAAGUUUUGACCCCUGCAAAGAGGAACUCAUCCAAGUCGGUCAAGGUUAGGGCUUGA
Molecule: messenger RNA, 462 nt
Organism: Camellia sinensis
Lineage: Eukaryota; Viridiplantae; Streptophyta; Magnoliopsida; Ericales; Theaceae
Source: RefSeq, a predicted model, not a curated record